GUCGGUCCGCACGGCGGGCGGGGUGACCAUCGCUGACGAGGUACAGGUGGGCUUUGGACGUGUGGGGACGCACAUGUGGUCUUUUGAGACGCAGGUAUGGAGGUAACCCGGUGUCGUGCGCCGUGGGUCUGGCUGUGCUGGAUGUGAUAGAGCAGGAGGAUCUGAUGCAGAGGGCCAGGGAGGUGGAGGAGGUGAUGAAGACAUUGCUGGCGGAGGUACAGGACAAGUAUCACAUUGUAGGGGAUACCAGGGGGCGUGGCAUGUUCUGGGGAGUGGACCUGGUGAAGGACAGACAGACGCGGGAACCUGCCACAGAGGAGGCUGCUUAUGUGGUCAACAGGAUGAAGGAAGAGAAGAUCUUGGUGAGUCGCGACGGGCCGGAGGAGAACGUGAUCAAGUUCAAGCCUCCGAUGUGCUUCACUGUGGACAACACGCGCACCCUCGUCUCUACGCUAGACCGCGUCCUCGCUGAACUGGCCAACGGGUCGAAGCCAGGUGCUAACGGCACCACGGCUCCUGGCUCCAAGGUCACAGGGGUCAAGGACAGACCUGUGGGGAGCAAAGACGAUGAUGAUGAGUUGUGUGGGGAGCCAGAGGCGAAGAAAAGCCGGGUGAAAGUGAAGGUCGCGGAUUCUCCGAGUGGGGAGCAGGUGGGAGGGACGGGCUCCUCUCCUCUCAAAGUGGUGGGAUAAACUGGGGGGAUAAACUGGGGGGAUAGAGGGUGGGAUAAGUUGGGGGAUAGAGGGGGGAUAAACGGGGGGAUAGAGGAUGGGAUAAA
Messenger RNA from Aplysia californica (California sea hare), 778 nucleotides. RefSeq names its product 5-phosphohydroxy-L-lysine phospho-lyase. Gene Ontology annotation, molecular function: pyridoxal phosphate binding; transaminase activity. NCBI's taxonomy places the organism in Eukaryota, Metazoa, Mollusca, Gastropoda, Aplysiida, Aplysiidae. Gene Ontology annotation, cellular component: mitochondrion. The record is from RefSeq and is a predicted model, not a curated record.